AUGAACUCCAAGUGUCAGCGUGUGAAGCUCAAUGAUGGGCACUUCAUUCCUGUGCUGGGCUUGGGUACUGCUGUACCUGAAGAGUUUCCCCGGAAUAACUUGAAGGAAAUCAUCAAAAUCGCUAUAGAUGCAGGCUUUCACCAUUUUGAUUCUGCCUUUCUUUAUAAAACUGAAGAGUAUGUGGGAGAGUCCAUCCGAAAAAAGAUUGCUGAUGGCACUGUGAGGAGAGAAGAUAUAUUUUACACAACUAAGGUUUGGUGUAAUUGCCUUCGCCCAGAACUGGUGAGAUCUUCCUUGGAACAGUCACUGAAGAAAGUUCAGUUGGACUAUGUGGACCUGUAUCUCAUGCAUUUCCCAAUGGCCUUGAAAGCAGGAGAAGAUGAGUUUCCGAUAGAUGAACAUGGAAAAUUAAUAUUUGACACAGUGGAUCUCUGUGCCACCUGGGAAGCCAUGGAGAAGUGUAAGGAUGCAGGACUGACCAAGUCUAUCGGAGUGUGUAACUUUAACCGUAGGCAACUGGAGAAAAUCCUGAACAAACCAGGUCUCAAGUACAAGCCUGUGUGCAAUCAGGUAGAAUGCCAUCCUUAUCUCAACCAAAUUAAACUUCUGGAUUUCUGCAAGUCUAACGACAUUGUGCUGGUUGCAUAUGGGGUUCUGGGAACACAACGAUACACAGGAUGGGUGGACCAGAACUCCCCUGUUCUCUUGGAUGAACCAGUUCUUCAUCGAUUGGCAAAAAAAUACAGUCAGACUCCAGCCUUGAUCGCACUUCGCUACCAGUUGCAGCGUGGGAUUGUGGCCCUCCACAGCACUCUCAAGGAAAAGCACAUCAAAGAAAACACACAGGUUUUUGAAUUCAAGUUGACUUCAGAGGAUAUGAAAGUCCUUGAUGGCCUGAAUAGAAAUCUGCGAUAUCUGCCUGCAACCAUGUUUGAGGGCCACCCUAAUUUUCCGUUUUCUGAUGAAUAUUAACAUGUGUGGAUAUCUAUUGGAAGGUUUGCUGGUGGGAGACUGCCCAUCCACUGAUGUCUUGACUUGUCACUUCUACUCUGUAGCAAUUCAGAACCUCCUGAAGCUACACUUUAGCUAAGACAGUAAAAUAAAAGUAAGAAAUCUGUCCCAUCCUGAAUCCA
Messenger RNA from Mesocricetus auratus (golden hamster), 1133 nucleotides. RefSeq names its product aldo-keto reductase family 1 member C21. Gene Ontology annotation, cellular component: cytosol. The transcript is spliced from 9 exons. Gene Ontology annotation, molecular function: ketosteroid monooxygenase activity; steroid dehydrogenase activity; aldose reductase (NADPH) activity. Gene Ontology annotation, biological process: steroid metabolic process. The record is from RefSeq and is a predicted model, not a curated record. Bases 1 to 972 code for a protein of 323 amino acids. NCBI's taxonomy places the organism in Eukaryota, Metazoa, Chordata, Mammalia, Rodentia, Cricetidae.